CCUAAGUGGGACGUACUUAGACUGGGGUUGGGUCUGGAGUCGGAGCCAUUACAGCCGGAAAAGGUCCCGCAGAGCUCUGCAGCCAAGAUGUGUGACUUCACCGAGGACCAGACCGCAGAAUUCAAGGAGGCUUUCCAGCUGUUUGAUCGAACAGGCGAUGGCAAGAUCCUGUACAGCCAGUGUGGGGAUGUGAUGCGGGCCCUGGGCCAGAACCCUACCAACGCCGAGGUGCUCAAGGUCCUAGGGAACCCCAAGAGUGAUGAGAUGAAUGUAAAGGUGCUGGACUUUGAGCACUUCCUGCCCAUGCUGCAGACCGUGGCCAAGAACAAGGACCAGGGGACCUACGAGGAUUAUGUCGAAGGCCUUCGUGUGUUUGACAAGGAAGGGAAUGGCACCGUCAUGGGUGCUGAAAUCCGUCAUGUCCUAGUCACACUGGGUGAGAAGAUGACAGAGGAAGAAGUAGAGAUGCUAGUGGCAGGGCAUGAGGACAGCAACGGUUGCAUCAACUAUGAAGCAUUUGUGAGGCAUAUCCUGUCGGGGUGACGGGCCCAUGGGGCGGAGCUUGUCCGGAUGGUGCUGAAUGGCUGAGGACAGCUCCUUGCCCAGUGUGAGAUUUCUGUGUGGCUCGAGGCUCCCUUAUCACAGCACCUUGCCCAUCUGGUUUCUUUUGGAUAAUGUUUGCCUUCACCAAAUAAAAUUUGCUCUCUUUGCUCUC
Molecule: messenger RNA, 715 nt
Organism: Mastomys coucha (southern multimammate mouse)
Lineage: Eukaryota; Metazoa; Chordata; Mammalia; Rodentia; Muridae
Gene: Myl6
Product: myosin light chain 6
Exons: 7
Coding region: 88-543 (151 amino acids)
Cellular component (GO): myosin II complex
Molecular function (GO): structural constituent of muscle; calcium ion binding
Source: RefSeq, a predicted model, not a curated record